AUGGGAUAAUAGCAAUCUUAAUAAUACAAUUUCUUUUGGCCAUAAAAGGGAGAAGUGUAAUUAUGGACCCACUCUUAAAUUAAAACUAUAUCUGAAGGAGAUUCGAAGUUCUCUGAACAAAAUAAUGAAUCUGUAAUUAUUUGCCCUGUGGAAUACUCUUUAAGUUGGAUUACUAAAUCAAAUCAAAUUCAAUUUACAUCAAUAAAAAUGUCGAAUGGAGCUAAGGUGAAAUUUGUUGUCGAUCAAACGAAUGAAACGGAAUAUGCUUAACUAGAAAACCUUGAAAAAUAAGCAUUCGAUGAAUUACAACCUUAAACAAUGUGGAAAUGUUGGGUUGAAAUUUGGCUUGGUCAAACUAAGAAAAAUGAUAUUGUGCUUGAUAAAUAAGAAAGUUUAGAAAAUGUUUAAUCAGAGAGUGGUUUAGGAUCUAUUAACAAUCCAAUUGUCAAGGUUUAUAGAGAAAGAAGAGGUCAGAUUUAACUUCUAACAAGACAUUUAUGUUAUACAAAUUAGAAUGAAAAUUAGAAGUCUAGCAAAUACUAGAUAAAUAUGUAAUUGUGCAAGUCUUAAUUUUGGAUGUUCAAUUGGGAACUUAAAUAGAAAGUAGUUCCAGAUGCAUAUUUUUUGGAAUUGCAAAAUAAAUUAUCAACAGAAUCUCUUUCUUUUUAUCAAUAUACACUAAAUUGA
Molecule: messenger RNA, 687 nt
Organism: Paramecium tetraurelia
Lineage: Eukaryota; Ciliophora; Oligohymenophorea; Peniculida; Parameciidae
Exons: 3
Source: RefSeq, a predicted model, not a curated record